CAGCAAGCAAAUUAUAUUGAAAUGGCAAUACCCCCGUCGCAAACGUCAAAAAAUUCCUUUUUCGCAUCAACCUUUUUCCGGUCGGUCCGAAGCGUUGUUGUAAAACAUGAGGACUAUUAACUCAAAUCAGUGUGUUAAGAUCCCCAAGAAUAUCAAAGCCUCAGUGCGUGCCCGUGUUGUCACAAUCACUGGCCCAAGAGGUGUCUUGAAACGCAGUUUCAAGCAUUUGGCUUUGGAUAUGUACAUGGUAAACAAACGUACCUUGAAAGUUGAGAAAUGGUUUGGAGCCAAGAAAGAGUUGGCUGCUGUUCGCACUGUCUGCAGUCACAUUGAAAACAUGAUCAAGGGUGUUACCGUUGGCUUCCAAUACAAAAUGCGUGCUGUAUAUGCUCAUUUCCCCAUUAACUGUGUUACCUCUGAAAAUAAUACUGUAAUUGAAAUCCGUAAUUUCUUGGGUGAGAAAUACAUCCGUCGCGUCGAAAUGGCCCCCGGUGUAACAGUUGUAAACUCAACUGCACAAAAGGAUGAAUUGAUCGUUGAAGGUAACGACAUUGAAGCCGUUUCCGGAUCUGCCGCUCUUAUUCAGCAAUCUACCACUGUUAAAAACAAGGAUAUCCGUAAGUUCUUGGACGGUUUGUACGUUUCUGAGAAGACCACCGUUGUAAAGGAGGAGGCCUAAACUGUUUUUAACUUCUUAAUUUAGAGGAAUAAAAUUAAGAAUUUUUAUAAAACAAAAUA
Molecule: messenger RNA, 738 nt
Organism: Lucilia sericata (common green bottle fly)
Lineage: Eukaryota; Metazoa; Arthropoda; Insecta; Diptera; Calliphoridae
Gene: RpL9
Product: 60S ribosomal protein L9
Exons: 3
Coding region: 107-679 (190 amino acids)
Biological process (GO): cytoplasmic translation
Cellular component (GO): cytosolic large ribosomal subunit; ribosome
Molecular function (GO): rRNA binding; structural constituent of ribosome
Source: RefSeq, a predicted model, not a curated record